Punica granatum (pomegranate) is the source of this 902-nucleotide messenger RNA. The record is from RefSeq and is a predicted model, not a curated record. Lineage: Eukaryota; Viridiplantae; Streptophyta; Magnoliopsida; Myrtales; Lythraceae.
CUUGACAGCCCUACAUAAGUGCCCCAGGGGUGAAUAUCUUGGCUGCCUUUUCGCCUCUCGGCUCACCUUCUUCUUCCCCAUUAGACAAGAGGAGUGUGAAUUACAAUUUCCUGUCAGGGACCUCCAUGGCUGCCCCCCAUGUUGCUGGUGUAGCAGCGUACAUUAAGUCGUUUCAUCCCGAUUGGUCUCCUUCUGCCAUAAAAUCGGCUAUUAUGACUACCGCUACUGAGAUGCAUUUCCUUUCCGAUCCCGAAGGUAUUGGUUCGGGCCACAUUAAUCCAGUAGGCGCUGUGGAUCCAGGUCUCGUGUAUGAAAUUGAGAAACAGGACUAUCUCAGCUUCCUCUGCAACCUACAGUACAACUUAGGGAGAAUUUCGUCGAAUCGAACCGCCAGUUGUCCCGAAGGAUCGAAGGAAAUGUCGCCAUCGAAGCUCAACUACCCUGCGGUCAUCUUCAUAGUGCCAAUCAGGAAGUCUUUUCAGAUAGCUUUGAACAGGACAGUGACGAACGUGGGUCCCCCGAACUCGAUCUACAAAGUAUUGGUUCCGCAGAUCUCCUCAGAAUUAGAUGUGAGUAUCGAUGUAUUCCUGCAGGCCCUCCGCUUCAAAUCCAUAGGCGAGAAGCAGACUUUCACAGUCGUAGCUUCAGGAAGACUGGUGGAUGUCAUUUGCACUUCGAUCUUAUGGGCAGAUGGACAGCGCAAGGUGAAGACACCGAUCACCAUGUAUGCGGCGCCACAGUAGCAAUUAUAGCAUCGUCUUCUUAGCGAUUAAAAGUAGGAGAUCUCUAGUAGAUAACAAUAAGCGAAGUAAAGCAUGCAACGAAUAACAUGUGUUCUCAUGCCAUGCCGCAAACAUCUCCCUGUAUUUUGGAGUUGAUCAUUUGUUACAUAUAUUCCUUCA